AAGACAAAUUAGUGCAAUCUACGCACUCAAUUAUAAUUAUGUCGUCUCUACACAAUAUUAUUAUCACAUUCUGUUGUCAAAUUCGUCCAUUCAUUGACAUAUUAUAAUAGUUUCGUAUGAUAGUCGAGUAAUAGUCACAAAGCAACAACAUCGGCAGUAACACGACUUCACCGCAUUUAUCGACCGAACAGUUUAGCCAGCGCAGAUUUAAAGAGCAUAGAAGUCACCACUGAUAGAUGAUAAUGGUGACCGCCUGCAAUCUACGUAAUCGGCAUCGAAAUUAAUUAAAAUAUUUCGAUAAUAAUAAUUGUAGUCGUCGUUAUAUAUUUUACUCAUAUUCGCCCCAAGUCUAAAAUAAAUCUGUUCAGUCUGUCGACGCCGCUCACAUCGGACGGACGGCCUGCCUUUGGACACAUUGACCGGACAACGGGACAACUGGACGAGAAAAGCAGCAGCAGCGACCGUGACAAUUGAGGAGAGCGAAGAAAAAUCGCAGCGUUUCCGCUGCGACACCGUCAGCAGUAGCACAUCAUACCAAAAUCACCAUCACCACUACCACCUGCAACCCUCCCAGCUGCUAAAGCAGAUUUCGCAGUAUGAAACCCACAAUGAGUUUGAAUGGACAUGGUGUAGACGGCAACAAUGGCAACGAUGGAGACGGCAACGUCGGAACACAGGGGUGGCGUCGUGACAAGGGUGGAAAAAAGCAGCUGCCGUACGACCCAUUUCAGAUGCGUGACAACUCCAAUUCAACCUCUGCGACCGGCGCUUUGUUACAUCUGAUAAAGAGUAGUCUCGGUUCUGGCGUUCUUGCCAUGCCGAACGCUUUCAAAAACGGCGGUCUCAUUUUUGGCCUGUUUGGGACUGCUGCCAUCGGAGCGCUGUGCGCGCAUUGCAUCUACCUUCUGGUGCUGUGCUCGCAAUCGCUGGCCCGUCGUACUCGUCGCCCAGCCCUCGGUUUCGCAGACACCGCCUUCGCGGCAUUUAAGACAGGCCCGCACCGGUUUCGCUCCUGGGCUUCGUUCGCCAGAGGGUUCGUCAACGCUGCACUAUUUUGCACGUAUUAUUUCGGCAACUGUGUAUACGUCAUACUCGUUUCGGCGUCGUUCAAACAGGUCGCAGACAACCAUACGCCUGAAGAGUGGCAUUUCUCCAUCCGUACCUGGAUCUUGGGUCUCGCCUUACCGAUUCUUCCUCUCGGCAUAGUUCGUUCACUCCGGGUGUUGGUUCCCUUCUCGGCGGUGGCGACGACAUUCAUAUUGGUCGGUUUGGGUUGUUCCAUGGCUUGGGUGGUGCUUGGUGUCAGUCCAUUUGCCAGCAAAGAAGCUGUGCUGGCAGCCGUACCACUACCCGAUAUGGCGUCUCGCCCCUGGGUAGGCACACUCGCGCAUAUGCCUCUGUUCUUCGCCACCGUUGUCUUUGCUAUGGAGGGUAUCGGCACCGUUCUACCGAUUGAGAACUCGAUGCGUCAUCCAGAACAUUUCCUCCGGGCCCGCCCGUGUGGAGUGUUGAAUGCUGCUAUGACGCUGGUCGUAUUUUUGUACUCGAUGGCCGGCUUUCUUGGAUACUUACGUUUUGGCAAUACAACUGAAGGUUCGAUCACACUCAAUCUUCCCAAUGAUAUAUUUGCUGAAACAGUUAAGAUCAUGGUCACACUAUCGAUACUCUUCUCAUACGGCUUGCAGUUUUGUGUCCCCAGCGAGAUAGUUUGGGCUCGCUUGAGGCCCUGGCUACGGAGACGCAAAUGGGACGCCAAGUAUUCCACUCCUACGACAGACAAAGACACUUCCACUGUAGCUGUGAGCACCAUUGCCGGCAGCAUAGUGACCAUGACCACGGUCACAUCAACAAUGAAUCAUACUACAAAUGACGAGAAGAAACAGGCUGAUGUAGAUGAACUGGAUGAGCAAGAAGAGUUCGUGGAAUGGGAGUACUAUGCGAUGCGGGCCUUAAUGAUCCUGGGAACUUUUGGUAUUGCUGCUAUCGUACCCAACCUUGCCCCCAUCAUCUCUUUAUUUGGGGCAGUGUUCUUCUCCAUCCUAGGACUUAUGUGCCCGGCUGUAAUACAUCUGGUUGCAUUUUGGGAAUAUAACAACGAAAAUGAAAAUGGUGAAAAUUACGAGGACUCAGAUUCAGAAAACAAUUUAAGAUUUGACGGUGUCGAUAACUAUGCGAUGUUUGACGACAUGAGUAUAGAAUGUGGCGAUAAUACUCGGCGACAACAGCAAAGGAGAAUGAGCAAUGAUGAAUCGAGUACCAAAGAGAAGAGUAUGAGCCGAUUAACGGCCACCAAAGACGUGGCCAUCGCUUUACUUGCUUUGUUUGCCAUGGUUUCUGGGGCGUAUGCGUCUUUGGUAGACAUAUUUCAAUCUUACGGAUCUAGUAGUGAAGGGCAUGCUUUAAAUUCUACCAUAGAAAUUAUAACGACCACUAUAGGCCCAGGGCCGGAGUCAGCUUAUGUGUUGAUAAAAUAAAUAAAUGUAUCAAUAUGCAUAAACACCACCGCUGCAUCGACCUAUGCUUAUUACACUAUUCAAACACCUGGAGAGAUGUUGUAAAGUCACCUCCAUGCCACUAGAUAUAUUAUGUAAACAAUAUGAAUGUUACCAUAAUUAUUUAUUUCACUAUCAUAGUCUUCGUAUGUGUUUAAUUUAUUUUGGACACUAUAUAUUAUAUAACAUCAUAAUUAUCUUUCCUAACGGUCUAUUGUCAUAAUAUAAUUAUAGUUGGUAGGUGUUGUUAUUGACUGAUACUAUCUGUCUUAUAGACCUAUUUAUUAUUGUUUUAAUUGAAAAUUUGUUAUUUUCUUCUUUUAUUCGAUCAACUGUCAAGUGUGCUUUUAUACAUGCCCGUUGACAAUAAAAAUUUUUUAAAAUGUACUGCAUAAUUUCUUAGUAGGUACCUAUUUAUUAUUGUCAUUAUUAUUUCUAAAUUAUUAUAUUAUACUACUAUUUCACAUUUUCACUGUUAUAUGUUACCAAUUUUAUAAGACAUUCAUUUUAAAUAUGUUUUGAAUUUUAUCAGUUGCUACUUGUAAAAUAGUUGAAAUCAAUAUACAUACAAUUUUUUUUAUAUAAAAUGAUGAAAAUUCCAAAUGAUUAUACCAUUGGUAUGAAUUUAUAAUAAACCUAAUUUAUAUGUAUUUUUUGUUCGAAAUACAUAAAUUGUUUUUUCAACA
Messenger RNA from Myzus persicae (green peach aphid), 3178 nucleotides. Its product is annotated as proton-coupled amino acid transporter-like protein pathetic. Gene Ontology annotation, molecular function: amino acid transmembrane transporter activity. Lineage: Eukaryota; Metazoa; Arthropoda; Insecta; Hemiptera; Aphididae. Bases 597 to 2474 code for a protein of 625 amino acids. Gene Ontology annotation, cellular component: vacuolar membrane. Gene Ontology annotation, biological process: amino acid transmembrane transport. The transcript has 9 exons. The record is from RefSeq and is a predicted model, not a curated record.